AUGGGUACUUUCAAGGAACCGUCAGUGGAGCUGGAAGACGAUCAGCAAGAUGAAUCCUCUGCCAGCGAAAAGCCUAUGUCAGAGAGUCGCGAAGAAGUCAAGGAAGAAGAGAAGAAAGAUAAUGAAUUGAAGAAAAAGAAGGGUCCUGAUAAUCAGACGUUGCUUCGAUUGCUAGAACAAGGCGAACAAUUGCAUAGCAUGUUUCGAUGUGCGCGGAUACAGGUCCACAAAAGAAGGUUAGCUAUUAGUUUUACGGUACAUAUGUCUCAGAACUAA
Molecule: messenger RNA, 276 nt
Organism: Cylicostephanus goldi
Lineage: Eukaryota; Metazoa; Nematoda; Chromadorea; Rhabditida; Strongylidae
Source: the annotation of a GenBank genome assembly